AGUGACUUGUCACCUGGGCUGGGUUGUGCUAUGUGCUGCUGUUUGUGACUGUUCCUGCAACUGCAGCAAAAAGUAAACAAAGGGGGGAUGAAGUGUUUCGUUCGUUCAUGUGAGCAUAGUAACUAAAUAAUGACAUAAAAGUAUUCCAUGUUACUCAAUAUGUUUUUCUGUGAGUGUUGGCGCUCCAGUUGACGUGUUCAAUACCCAUUGUUAAUUUCGAAGCAUUGUUCUUGGAACAAAAGGCUAUUGAUUUGAAAGAAAUUAGGCGGGUAACGCUACACUUCUCUGUGUAAUGGUUUUGAAAGCUAACAAUGGGAAUCUUUUCCUUCAUGACUCUAUGCUGGCAUCAAAAUGGUUUUAGCGAAAUGCAAGUGAAAAGGUGACUGAGCAACACAAUCUAUCAGCCUACUGACGUCUCAGAUCCGUAUUGAGCAAAACGUGAAGCUGGUGGUUUCCCGUUCCAUCACAGCUGGGGUUGCUGUUAAUUAAAGGGGCAUCCGAGUCAACUCUGGGGCACCAUGGAAGCGGGUCUGCCAUCUGCAGCGGAGGAGCAGAACUGUGUAAGAAUGAAGACUGAGCUACCUGAAAAUGCACGACAAAAGGAAUUGGAUUGUGUGACAAUAAAGAUGGAGGACAGUGACAAUUCGGAACAGGAGGAGACUGAAAAUUCUGAACAGACCAGUGUCUCUGGAAAACUACAGGAGCCGAACUGUGUAAGAGUGAGGAGAGAGCAACCCGAUGUCGUCGGUGACGAUGUGCGACAAAAGGAGCUGAACUGUGUAACAGUGAGAAGCGAGCAACCUGAAGUUGUCAGUUACAAUGUGCGACAAAAGAUCUCCCUUCCUCGGAAACAAUUUGAAGACGUUCCGGAAAUCGAGCCAGCUUCCUCCCGCACCGAGGGUAGCCACAUUAACCGCCCAUCUGUGGAGCCGGAUUUUGUGUUUGUUGGAGUGAAGCAGGAGCCAUUGGAAGACCGAGAAGCUGACGAAUUCUUGCCACAGGAACCCGAGUGUAUUAUCGUGCAGGGAGAAGAUCUGUGUCACGACGCCUUGCAAACUGGAGCGCUACGACCCAGACAGGAACCCGAGUGUAUUAUCGUGCAGAAAGAGGUCGAUGACGUGGGACCCAGACUUCUGGAAACCACACAGGUACACGAGAACGGGGCGCGGCAGAAGACGGCGCGUAACCCGGCAGGAGGAGCUGAGGAGGAGGAGAUGAUUCUCGGCUUGGAGCCGGAGAUGGAAUGGGUUCUUCCAGUUGGACCUGCCAGUGAUGAGCCCUUGAGUGACCCCCUGGCUUCCGAGAGAGAAGUGAUACCCGAUUCCAUGAAUGAGGGAUUUUAUCCGACGGGGUGGAGCCACACGUCGGACGAGAACCGUUGGGCCGCUUCAGGAGAAGCGGAUUACGACCGUCCGGCUUUCGUUAUCGCGAACGGCGGAGGUCCGUCGUACAGUAGUUUCGUGUCGAGGAGCUGCAGGAGCGACGGGAAGGAAACGGUGCAGCAGGCGUUCAGGUGCGACUCGUGCUCCGCCAUCUUCUCGACCAAGUACCACCUGGUCAAUCACGUGUUCGUCCACAUCCGGGAGGUGCCUCCGCCGUCGCACGUGUGCAGGCGGUGCGGAGAAGUGUUCUGUGACACCGCGUCCCUCAUCGACCAUUCGAAGGGUCACGAGAAUAACCUGCGGGUGCCCGCGGUCUCCUCGAAGUGGAACAGGGGAGACUCCGGCAGAUCUUCCAAGCACCAGAAAAAGCGCAGGAUUCGGAAACGCCCCGACACCAAGCCCCACAUCUGCGACCUGUGCGGUAAAGCUUUCCCCCUCGUCGGGAGCCUGAAGUCGCACCAGCGGACACACUCCGGCGAGAGGCCGUACGGGUGCGACCUCUGCGGGAAGACGUUCGUGCAGGCGGUCCACCUGCGGAACCACAGAGUGACGCACACAGCCGAGAAGCGCCACUACUGCGAGUUCUGCGGGCGGCCGUUCGCUCUCCUCCACACCCUCAAGGUGCACCUGCGGAUGCACACGGGGGAGAACCCGUACCGCUGCGAGGUGUGCGGCGAGUGUUUCAACUUGCUCGGGAAACUCAAGACGCACAAGCAGAUCCACACCGGGAAGAAGCCGUACAAGUGCGACGACUGCGGUAACUGCUUCUCCGCCCCGAACAGCCUGAGGCGGCACAGGCGGAUGCACUCCGGCGAGAGGCCGUACAGCUGCGACGUGUGCGGCGAGUCGUUCAUGUGGUCGGCCACCCUGCAGAGGCACAAGCAGCUGCACACGGGGGAGAAGCCGUUCAAGUGCGACUUGUGCAGCAGCUCGUUCGCCGAGCUCGGCGGUCUCAACAGGCACAUGCGCAUCCACACGGGGGAGCGGCCGUACGCCUGCGGCGUCUGCGGCGCGUCCUUCUCGGCGACGAACCAACUGAAGCGCCACCUACACCGGCAGCACGUCGAAAACCCGCCUUAAAAGUCCGAACCGGGUCGGAGCUCGGC
Messenger RNA from Schistocerca americana (American grasshopper), 2488 nucleotides. RefSeq names its product zinc finger protein 436-like. The coding region runs from base 519 to 2462 and encodes 647 amino acids. Gene Ontology annotation, biological process: regulation of transcription by RNA polymerase II. Gene Ontology annotation, molecular function: DNA-binding transcription factor activity, RNA polymerase II-specific; RNA polymerase II cis-regulatory region sequence-specific DNA binding. Lineage: Eukaryota; Metazoa; Arthropoda; Insecta; Orthoptera; Acrididae. The transcript is spliced from 14 exons. Gene Ontology annotation, cellular component: nucleus. The record is from RefSeq and is a predicted model, not a curated record.